GCAGCGGCGGCGGCGGUAGCGCCGGCGGCUCUCGGCGGCUGGAGCCGGAAUCUGUAGCAGCCGGGGUGUGGGCCCGCGUCAGUCCGUCCCUCCUUCGACUCCGUCUCGUCUUCCGGAGUGUGUGGCUGCGGAGCGGCGAUGGCGGAGCGAGGCCUGGAGCCGUCGCCGGCCGCGGUGGCGGCGCUGCCCCCCGAGGUGCGGGCGCAGCUGGCGGAGCUGGAGCUGGAGCUGUCGGAGGGGGACAUCACACAGAAAGGAUAUGAAAAGAAAAGGUCUAAACUUCUGUCUCCUUACAGCCCACAGACCCAAGAAACAGAUUCGACAGUACAGAAAGACAGAAACCAAACCCCCGCUCCCACCACAGCUCAGACUUCUGCUCCUUCCAAGUACCACCGAACGCGAUCUGGAGGGGCCAGAGAUGAGCGGUACCGAUCAGACAUCCACACGGAAGCAGUCCAGGCUGCUCUGGCGAAACACAAAGAACAGAAAAUGGCUUUGCCCAUGCCCACCAAGAGGCGGUCGACGUUUGUCCAGUCCCCGGCGGAUGCCUGCACGCCUCCCGACACAUCUUCGGCCUCUGAAGAUGAGGGCUCUCUGAGACGCCAGGCUGCGCUCUCUGCUGCCUUGCAACAAAGCUUGCAGAAUGCCGAGUCCUGGAUCAACCGCUCAAUUCAGGGAUCGUCCACAUCUUCAUCUGCAUCUUCCACGCUGUCCCAUGGAGAGGUCAAAGGAACCAGUGGGUCUCUAGCUGAUGUGUUUGCCAGUACUCGAAUAGAGAAUGUCUCCGCUCCUCCUGACGUCACUGCAACUACCUCUUCUUCUGCCUCCUCACUUCGCCCCGCAAACAUUGACCUGCCCCCUUCUGGCAUCGUCAAAGGCAUGCACAAAGGGUCCAACAGAUCCAGCCUUAUGGACACAGCUGAUGGUGUUCCUGUCAACAGCAGAGUGUCCACAAAAAUCCAGCAGCUUCUCAACACUCUGAAACGACCCAAAAGGCCCCCCUUAAAGGAAUUUUUUGUGGAUGACUCUGAAGAAAUUGUGGAAGUACCUCAGCCAGAUCCCAAUCAGCCAAAGCCUGAGGGCCGCCAGGUGACCCCAGUGAAGGGAGAGCCCCUGGGUGUCAUCUGUAACUGGCCCCCUGCACUGGAGUCUGCACUGCAGCGAUGGGGCUCAACCCAAGCCAAGUGCCCCUGCCUGACCGGGCUGGACGUGACCGGGAAGCCAGUCUACACCCUCACAUACGGAAAGUUGUGGAGCAGAAGUUUAAAGUUGGCUUACACACUGCUUAAUAAACUGGGCACCAGAAAUGAGCCUGUGUUGAAACCUGGAGACAGGGUUGCCCUGGUUUACCCCAACAAUGACCCAGUCAUGUUUAUGGUGGCUUUUUACGGCUGUCUUCUGGCAGAAGUGAUUCCAGUGCCCAUAGAAGUACCCCUGACCAGAAAGGACGCCGGAGGGCAGCAGAUUGGCUUCCUGCUGGGGAGCUGUGGGAUUGCCUUAGCGCUCACCAGUGAAAUUUGUCUGAAGGGCCUGCCAAAAACCCAGAAUGGAGAGAUUGUACAGUUUAAAGGUUGGCCUCGACUCAAGUGGGUUGUAACAGAUUCCAAGUACCUUUCGAAGCCUCCCAAAGACUGGCAGCCACACAUCUCACCCGCGGGCACGGAGCCAGCGUACAUAGAGUAUAAAACAAGCAAAGAAGGCAGUGUGAUGGGAGUCACAGUGUCCCGGCUCGCAAUGCUGUCUCACUGCCAGGCUCUAUCACAGGCCUGCAGUUAUUCCGAAGGAGAAACCGUCGUAAAUGUCUUAGACUUUAAGAAGGAUGCUGGGCUGUGGCACGGCAUGUUUGCGAAUGUAAUGAAUAAGAUGCAUACAAUUAGUGUACCCUACUCUGUUAUGAAGACCUGUCCUCUCUCUUGGGUGCAAAGAGUCCAUGCACACAAAGCCAAAGUCGCACUAGUGAAGUGUCGAGACUUACACUGGGCCAUGAUGGCACACCGGGACCAAAGGGAUGUGAGCCUGAGUUCUCUCCGGAUGCUAAUUGUCACUGAUGGAGCCAAUCCUUGGUCCGUGUCAUCCUGUGACGCCUUCCUGAGUCUGUUCCAGAGCCACGGGCUGAAGCCUGAGGCCAUCUGUCCCUGCGCCACGUCUGCCGAGGCCAUGACCGUAGCCAUCCGAAGGCCUGGGGUUCCAGGGGCUCCUUUGCCUGGAAGAGCCAUUCUCUCAAUGAACGGCUUGAGCUAUGGGGUUAUACGUGUUAAUACAGAAGACAAGAAUUCAGCACUGACGGUCCAGGAUGUGGGACACGUGAUGCCUGGGGGCAUGAUGUGUAUCGUGAAGCCAGACGGGCUUCCUCAGCUCUGCAGGACAGACGAAAUUGGAGAGAUCUGUGUGAGCUCCAGGACUGGGGGGAUGAUGUACUUUGGACUUGCUGGCGUCACCAAAAAUACAUUUGAGGUGAUUCCAGUGACUUCUUCAGGCUCUCCUGUGGGAGACGUGCCCUUCAUCCGGUCAGGACUGCUGGGGUUUGUUGGGCCAGGGAGCCUGGUGUUCGUGGUUGGGAAAAUGGAUGGGUUACUCACGGUCAGUGGUCGAAGACACAACGCAGAUGACAUUGUUGCUACCGGGCUGGCUGUGGAGUCCAUAAAGACCGUCUACCGAGGAAGAAUUGCUGUGUUUUCUGUGUCUGUAUUUUAUGACGAGCGCAUUGUGGUGGUGGCGGAACAAAGACCUGAUGCAUCUGAGGAAGACAGCUUCCAGUGGAUGAGCCGUGUGCUGCAGGCAAUCGAUAGCAUCCAUCAAGUGGGCGUUUACUGCCUUGCUCUGGUGCCUGCCAACACCUUACCAAAAACGCCACUAGGCGGGAUCCAUAUAUCUCAGACCAAACAGCUCUUUCUGGAGGGUUCUCUACAUCCGUGCAACAUCCUCAUGUGCCCACACACCUGUGUGACGAAUUUGCCAAAGCCUCGCCAAAAGCAACCAGGCGUGGGCCCCGCCUCCGUGAUGGUUGGGAAUCUGGUUGCUGGUAAGCGCAUAGCGCAGGCCGCGGGCCGAGACCUGGGCCAGGCAGAGGAGAACGACCUGGUGAGGAAGCACCAGUUCCUGGCAGAGGUUCUGCAGUGGCGAGCCCAGGCAACUCCUGACCAUGUGCUGUUCGUGCUGUUAAAUGCCAAGGGAACCACGGUGUGCACAGCCAGCUGCCUUCAGCUUCACAAGCGAGCAGAGAGGAUUGCCGCCAUGCUCAGUGACAAGGGACAUCUAAACGCAGGGGACAAUGUGGUCUUGCUCUACCCACCUGGCAUAGAACUGAUUGCCGCGUUUUACGGCUGCCUGUAUGCGGGGUGUAUACCUGUAACCGUGCGGCCCCCUCACGCUCAGAACCUCGCUGCCACCUUGCCCACGGUGCGCAUGAUCGUUGAUGUCAGCAAAGCAGCGUGUAUUCUCACCACGCAGACUCUGGUGAGGCUGCUGAAGUCUCGCGAGGCGGCUGCAGCUGUGGAUGUGAAGACCUGGCCAACCCUCAUUGACACAGAUGACUUACCCCGGAAGCGGUUACCUCAGCUGUAUAAACCACCCACCCCUGAGAUGCUGGCGUAUCUGGACUUCAGUGUCUCCACCACGGGCAUGCUCACGGGAGUGAAGAUGUCACAUGCUGCAGUCAAUGCUCUCUGUAGAGCCGUCAAGCUGCAGUGUGAGCUGUACUCUUCCCGGCAGAUUGCCAUCUGCCUCGAUCCCUACUGUGGACUUGGCUUUGCGCUCUGGUGUCUCUGCAGCGUCUAUUCGGGUCACCAGUCCGUCCUGAUCCCUCCUGUGGAGCUGGAGAACAACGUCUUCCUCUGGCUCGCCACUGUCAACCAGUACAAGAUCAGGGACACCUUCUGCUCCUACUCAGUGAUGGAGCUCUGCACCAGAGGGCUGGGCAACCAGGUGGAGGUGCUGAAGACCCGAGGGAUCAACCUGUCCUGCAUCCGGACCUGUGUGGUGGUAGCAGAGGAGCGGCCCCGCAUCGCCCUCCAGCAGUCCUUCUCCAAGCUCUUUAAAGACAUCGGUCUGUCCCCUCGAGCUGUCAGCACCACUUUCGGAUCCAGAGUCAACGUAGCGAUUUGUUUACAGGGAACCUCGGGGCCUGAUCCCACAACCGUGUACGUAGAUCUGAAGUCGCUGAGACACGACAGGGUCCGUCUUGUGGAGCGGGGUGCCCCCCAGAGUCUCCUGCUUUCUGAAUCUGGAAAGAUCUUACCUGGAGUAAAGGUCGUUAUUGUUAACCCUGAGACCAAAGGACCCGUUGGAGACUCUCACCUUGGUGAGAUCUGGGUGAACAGCCCACACACAGCCAGCGGCUACUACACCAUCUAUGACAGUGAGACCCUUCAAGCUGAUCACUUCAACACCCGCCUGAGCUUUGGGGAUGCUGCCCAGACACUCUGGGCCCGGACAGGAUAUCUCGGGUUCGUCCGCAGGACUGAGCUCACAGCAGCCACUGGAGAACGUCACGACGCCCUGUAUGUAGUGGGUGCGCUGGAUGAGACACUGGAGCUAAGGGGAUUACGAUACCAUCCGAUCGACAUAGAGACAUCUGUGUCCCGAGUGCACAGGAGCAUUGCUGAAUGUGCCGUGUUCACGUGGACCAACUUGCUGGUGGUGGUUGUGGAACUGUGUGGCUCUGAGCAGGAAGCCCUGGACCUGGUUCCCCUCGUGACCAACGUGGUCCUAGAAGAACAUUACCUCAUCGUUGGUGUUGUGGUCGUGGUGGACCCGGGGGUCGUCCCCAUCAACUCCAGAGGAGAGAAGCAGAGGAUGCACCUCCGGGACAGCUUCUUAGCCGACCAGCUGGACCCGAUCUACGUGGCUUACAACAUGUAGCCAGCCCAGGAGGGGCCACAGGGAAGCCCCGUGGGUAGGUGCAGGCUUUCCG
This is a messenger RNA of Acomys russatus (golden spiny mouse), 4912 nucleotides long. RefSeq names its product disco interacting protein 2 homolog B (gene Dip2b). NCBI's taxonomy places the organism in Eukaryota, Metazoa, Chordata, Mammalia, Rodentia, Muridae. The coding region runs from base 139 to 4860 and encodes 1573 amino acids. The transcript has 38 exons. The record is from RefSeq and is a predicted model, not a curated record.